Messenger RNA from Chrysoperla carnea, 3304 nucleotides. RefSeq lists its product as uncharacterized. The record is from RefSeq and is a predicted model, not a curated record. The transcript has 2 exons. Bases 339 to 2822 code for a protein of 827 amino acids. Lineage: Eukaryota; Metazoa; Arthropoda; Insecta; Neuroptera; Chrysopidae.
AAAUUUGAAUGGAAAUCAUUUCUUUUAUUCAAUGUGUAACUGACCGUCGUAUAACUGUAAUAUAAGUGUCUUGUUUUCAUUUUGGGUGGAUUUUUAGUAAUUAAUUCUAAACAGUGACAAAAUAAGUUCGCCAAAAAGUAUUUCUUCACAAAUGGUCAAUUCGUAACGGAACCUUCCACCUCCACCUGGGCCGAAGUUUGCUUAUCAUUGUGUGCCAAUACGACAUAGACAAAAAUAACUUGGAGCAAUACACACUGGAAUCAGUAACGAGAGUAAGUGUUCGUCAAUAGACGCAACAUUGUUUCACUUUUAAAGAGGAAACUUGACACCCAGGGAAAAUGGUUAAUUGCUUCAUUUACGCAAAAGAUUUUUCGGGCUCAACGGAUCGAGUAGACUAUUAUCAUAACAACGGCUUGAAAACACUUGAUCAGUUCCAAGGGGACGUAGAAAAAAUAAAAAAAGACUUACUGGUUUCUGGAGAACCUCCAACAGAAUCGAAAAUAGUUUACUUGCACUGGGGUAGCGAAUGUUGGGAAGUCGAUGAAGACGAAACAAGAGAAGCAUAUUUAUCACGUAAAUCUGGACUUAUGGGUACAUAUCCGGAAUGUAUUAUCAAAUGCCUAAAAGAAAAGCGUAUCGUUGAUAAAGAUGAUAAAAUAAAAUUGCUGUAUCUCAUCACAGAUGGAUUGAUUGACAAUGACAGUGCAGAGGAAUGUUUCGAAUUGAACCAGUUUAUGCAUUACGAAACCGUUGUUUUCCAUGCAAUCAAUGAAAACCCGAACGCAAUCGACUUUUCAGUAGCAACGUCUUUUUUCAAGAGCCGUUGCAUAGUUUAUCGUAAUAACGAACUCUAUGACUGCAUUGAUAUUUCCGAGGAGUUUGACUAUGGCAAAGUCAAUGUUAAUAACUUUGCUGCCGAAAAAGAUCAGUUGAAGUCUUAUAUUAGGUUGAAAUUUAUCAGAAAGGAAUUGGCAAAAGACGCUAUUGCUUUAAAAGAAAUAGACAAAUUGAAAAAGCUAAGAGAUCGAUUAUUUGACGAAUUGUCAUCGAACAGUGGAAAAAGCGAAGUUAACCUCGAAACAAAGGAUAGAAAUAUAUUCCUUCGUGCAUUCGUUGAGACGGAUUGGUACAAGAAUCUCAAUGCUGCGGUUUAUUCAGAUAAGGUUGACAUUGAGAAAUCCAUUUCAACUUUGAUCAAUUACAUCGUCAGCGACACAAAAUCGUACUCGUUUGACGCCUUGAAGUUCGACAAGAAAUUUGACAAGUCCGUUGAAGAGGAACAAGUCGUCGAUGUUAAUUUUACACCCGAGCAAGAAAUUGAAUUCCCCGAUGUAAUACUGGACGACGAGAAAGGCAUCCCUGUUGUAAUUUUAACGAAGUUCAAUUUGAUGGAAAAAAUUAUUUUCCAUAGAACUCUAUUGGUAAACCAAGUGACACCUGCCAGUUUUAGCAAGUUCAAAUCGACCAUGGAGUGUCCGCUGUUUUUGGUUAACGAUAAAGAUGUUAGUGAGUCCAUCGGUUACUUUUACACUUUGAAUGUUUACAAACAAUUGCUGGCAAACAAUACAAAAAAUGAGCCGCGAACACGAAGACCCUUUUAUGGUGGCCUUGUGCUAACAGAUACCAAUCAAUUUGAUAAAUACAACGACUACAUUUUGUCAGCGACAUAUUUUGAUCGUAAGAAGAUCAAUUACAAUGUUGGGUUGUUUUACUUUGUGCUGUGGAAAAACUGUGAAAACAAAGAGUGGAUGGACAGAAAUGUCGUUGACCAGUUCCAAAAAUACGCUAUGCGACGUAUCAGUGAGACUGUGUGCAAAAUUGGGCUGUCAUCUUUGCCGCUGGACCCUGAUCAAAAUACAUCACUGCUAACUGCGUUGUGGUACUGCGUUGAAUUGUCGUCAGUAAUUUUCAAAGAUAAUCCUCAAAACUUCACGCAGGAACGGCUGAGGUGGUUUCAUGGCGUAGCGGGUUAUAUGAUUGAAAUUUUGAAGUACUUCAAUUACGAUCUAGAUUUGGAGUCUAUCAAAAAACGAAGAGAGCUAAUUAGUUACGUGAUGCUUUUGAAGAAAAUCCAAAAACCUACAGAUAAAGUUUAUUAUAUUUUGAAUAAUAUUUUCACGACUACAGAUGGUUUUCUGAUCAGCGAAAUUGAAAAACCGUUUAAUCUGUACAAGCUCAAUUACCUUAAAUUGAAUCACAAGGAAAUAUUGCGUGACGAUGUUGUUGAAGAGAAAGUUCAUCUGAAUGACUAUGUUCACUUAAUACAUUACGAAUAUGAUUUGGAUAAAUCAAAAACCGGGAAAGGCACGUUUGAAAUUUGUGAAAAGACCUUCCGACCCUUUUUUACCAUCGACAAAAACAAAUCAUUCUACACAGAAUUGGUCCAGAAUACAAGGAAAGUAGUUAUCAACAAUGACGACGAUAAAGAUAAAAUUGACGUUACCUACGAAGCUAUCGAUUCGCUUGAAUUUGCCAGGAUUUUAUCUCUAUACAAACUUUUUAUUGAUUGUGUGAUAGAAUCACAAAAAUAUCCCACCUUGGUCGAAUACGUCGAGUUUAUUUUAAAAAGAAAAAAGUUCUACGGGGACUUGGUAACCGUUUUUCCGCCCAAUGUUUACUCCGCUGUUAAAGACGUGUAUGAGCGCUAUCAGAAGGUUGUGACGAAAGUUAAUGUUGAUGAAUUUAUUAAAGUAUGUAAAACUUAUGUUAGUCGAGCUGAACGUAUCAAAGCAGAAGAAAGAGUGAAGUUCAGUAGUGACGAUGAUAUCAACGAAUUUAUUUCUAGGGAGGAAUUGAAAGUUAAUUUGAAAAAGAAAACAUAGUUACUUAGUCGGUAAACGAUGUAUUAUGAUACCUCAUAGAAUUAGUCCAAGGGUAGCGAACCUUUAUGUAUCAAAGUGUCAUUUUUCCUAAAGAAGCGUUUAAUGAGGUCAUAGACGUGACAUCAAAUAAUCUUGAUUUCGUGAUUAUUAGAAAAAUAACUUAUAUUAGGGUUCUAAGUUGUUACUUUUAGCAGAAUGCAUACUGAACUAGAGUCAUCUGUCAAACGGUUUCUAAGCGAGUCUAUAAUGUUUCCCAUAUCUGAAAAUGGCUCGAUGGCAUAGUUAAAUGAAAAUAUGGAUAAAAUAGUACGAGCGUGCUUCUUCAAACUUUUAAAUGUGCCUGGUAACAAAUUCCAUGUUACCGAAAUUUGUUUAUUGGCAUUUUUACUUUUAUAGUUGUGAACGUUGGCGUGCUUCAAAAUAUAAUAUCCCUGAACUAAGCUGUUAUUGGCGUAAGCUUUAAAAAAGUAAUAAAUGUGAUA